GUCCAGAUUAUAUGGAUGCCAGUCUGUGGAUAUGGCUUCUGGUUUCUGCCUCGUCCAUCCUACUCGUACAUGCCGAAGUUUACAUUGCGUUGUUAGACGGUGAGCCUGUUGUUCAUAACAAGGCAACAACCAAAAUCGAUAGCUCAAGUGAUCAAGUCCAGAUUUAUUCCUCAUACUUAACCGCUCAACAUGAUUUUCUACUUGCGUCCACUUUCGGGGAGGAAUCGUACACGAAACUAUACAGUUACAGCCAUCUGCUUCAUGGAUUUGCUGUGGAUAUCACGGAGGAACAAGCAGCUAAGCUCAAAUCCACCCAGGGUGUGAAGCUCGUCACCAAAGAAAGAAUCAUGCGAGCAGUGACAACGUACACUCCAAAGCUUUUGGACCUCCAACACGGUGCGUGGCCACAACUUGGCGGCCUAAAACAUGCUGGUGAAGGAAUUGUCAUUGGCAUUGUCGACACGGGCAUCAACCCCGAUCACCCAAGCUUCGCGGGGAACUCGAAGAAGCCUUUCCGUCCAGUUCCGCACUACAAGGGAAAAUGUGUGUCCGGCCAUGGUUUUCCGGCGAGUGCUUGCAACGGGAAAGUAAUUGGAGCUCAGUUGUUCGGAAAGUCUGUGGGCUACUCCAAUGGAGAUGGCACAGCGUUCGAUGCUGACGGACAUGGAAGCCAUGUAGCGUCAACUGCUGGUGGCAACAGCGGCGUUCCGGUGGUGGUCGAUGGUGUCAACUACGGACUUGCGAGCGGAAUGGCACCUCGUGCACGGAUUGCAGUGUACAAAGCAGUUUUUGGUGAGAACGGAUAUGUUUCAGAUAUAAUUGCAGCCAUUGAACAGGCUGUUCGAGACGGAGUUGAUAUACUGAACCUGUCACUGGGCUCGGAAAAUGUAACUGAUGCGACUUCCGUUUUUAUGGACCCGUUUGAGCAAGCGCUGCUCUCUGCUGUUCACGCUGGAGUUUAUGUGGUACAGUCCGCCGGGAAUUUGGGCCCGGCCAAGGGUUCAGUCAGGAGCUUUAGCCCGUGGGUGAUGACUGUGGCCGCUGGCAACACUGGACGGCACUACAAGGCGUCAGUGCAGCUUGGAAACGGGAAGACAAUUGAUGGUCAAGGAUUAUCACGUCCGACUCCUCAACGUAAGAGCUACCCGAUUCUCAUGGCGGAGGACUCGUAUGUUGGAAGCAACUAUUCGGAAAAGAGAUGCGUCGAUUCUUCUCGAUUUAACCGGUCUCUAGUUCGCGGUACAAUUUUUGUCUGCCAAUACAGCUCCCUCGACAGCAUCAGCAUUCCAAACGUUCUCAGUGUUGCGCACGCAGCGAAGAACCUGAGUGCUGCCGGAUUCGCAAUGCUGCUGGAUCCGUCGUCCCUUUACGAUGGAUACAUGACAUCCCUAUAUUCUCUGCCAAUUCCGGGGCUCGUCAUCAACACUGUUAAUGCUAGCUCGGAGUUUCUGGAUUACUACUCCUCAGACCAAAAAAGCUGUUGCUAGGAUCAAUAAGAACUCCGUCGAAUACAACAGGACCGUCCCGAUUGUCACUCCAUAUUCGUCUCGCGGGCCUAAUCUCUUGAACAACAAGGGAGAA
Selaginella moellendorffii is the source of this 1581-nucleotide messenger RNA. RefSeq names its product subtilisin-like protease SBT2.5. Gene Ontology annotation, biological process: proteolysis. The record is from RefSeq and is a predicted model, not a curated record. The coding region runs from base 12 to 1487 and encodes 491 amino acids. The transcript has 7 exons. Gene Ontology annotation, molecular function: serine-type endopeptidase activity. NCBI's taxonomy places the organism in Eukaryota, Viridiplantae, Streptophyta, Lycopodiopsida, Selaginellales, Selaginellaceae.